CUGCUCGCACAGUGCUUCCGGUGGGGAAUGUUGUGGGUGCCGCGGCCAUGGCGGAGCUGACAGACGCGGAGCUUCGGAAGGAGCUGAUGGCGCUCGGCUACCGGCCGGGGCCCAUCACCGGCACCACCCGCAAGGUCUACGUUAAGAAGCUGGGCUGCCUGCGGGCCGAGGUGGCGGCGGCCAGGCGCAGGGGCCCCGGCGCGCCCCCGAGCCCGGCCCGCGCCCCCGCCAGGCCGCAGCAGGCCUCGCCUUCGCGGCAGCGCUCCGAUUUCAGCUCCCUCGUCGGGGCCGUCCGCGACAGUGAGGAGGAGGAUGAGGAUGAUGAGGAGGAUGAGGAAGAGGAGGAAGGGGGGCAGCUGCCUGCGUCCCACUGGGGGGCGUCUGGGGAAGGUGGCGGGCUGUCCUGGGGGGACUCCCGGGGGUCCCCACCGGGCCGGGGCGGAGGGCUCGGCGCCAGGGCUGAGGGGGGCCUGUCCCGGGACGGCUUUGGGGGGCUGAGCUCCUCGGCGCAGUGGGGGGCGUCUGUAGAGAGAAGUGGGGGGGCCGGGCUGGGGUCAUCCCUGCGUGGGCUUGGGGGGCUGAGCACCUCCUCCCAGUGGGACACGUCUGUAGAGAGAAGUGGGGGGCUUGGGACUGGGUUUGGGGAGCUGAGCCCCUCGUCCCAGUGGGACACGUCUAUAGAGAGAAGUGGGGGGCUUGGGGCUGGGUCAAAGCCAUCCCUCGAUAGGUCUGGGGUGCUGAGCCCCACGUCCCAAUGGGACACGACUGCAGAGAGAGGCAGGGGGCUCAGCACUGGGCUGGGGGCGUCCCUGGAUGGGUAUCGGGGGACAAGCUCAACGUCCCAAUGGAACACGUUUACAGAGAGAAGUGAGGAGCUCAGUGCUGGGUCAGGGCCAUCUCUGGAUGGGUUUCGGGGCUCGGGCUCCUCGUUGCAAUGGGGCACGUCAGCAGAGAGAAGUGGGGGGCUCAGCGCUGGGUUGAGGUCGUCCCUGGACAGGUUUCGGGGGUUGACCUCCACAUCCCAGUGGGGCACGUCUGCAGAGAGGAGUGGGGGGCUUGAUAUCAGGGCUGGGUCAGGGACAUCCCUGGAUGGGGUUGGGGGGCUGAGCUCCACAUCCCCCUGGGGUGCCUCUACAGGCAGGAGCGGGGCGCUCAGCUCCAAACCCCUUUCCAGCGAUGAGAGUGGGGUUCUGAAGUCCAGGAGCCAUUGGGGCAUGUCGGGAGGAGGAAUUGGGGGACAGAGCUCCCGAGCUCAGUGGGAGACAGCAGGUGAGAGGAGGGGGCUCUCUUCUAACAGCUCAUGGAGGCAGGAAAGCGAGGUGACACCCAGCACCCACUGGGGCACCUCGAUGGGACCUGGGGGGUUGAGUCACCAGUUUGGGAGAGGGAAAGAGGACUUGGCUUCCAGUGUUCGGAAGGAGGCAGACAUGGGGCUGAACCCCAGCAGCCGGGGAGGGGGGUUGAUCAGGCGGUUCCCAUGGAGGGCUGCAAGCAAUUCAGGGCUGGCCUCGGGGAGCCGGUGGGAAGCAUCGGGAGCAGGACAGGGAAUAACCUCCCGCACUCACUUGUUGCGGUCAGCCCCCAAGCAGCAGAUGGAAGGAAAGGGUAAAGGCCUCGAAUACUACCUCUCCCAGUUCCUUUGCCUCGCCAGCUUUGUGCUGCUCCUGAUUUUUCUGGGCAUCCUCACGGUGAAGAUGAUUGGGUCAGGCUGGCUUGACAGGAGAGAGAACUUUAAUCUCUUGCCUGUGGAUUGUGACAAAAGAACGGAUGAUUUCUGUCAAGCUAAACAGAAGGACAUAAUAAUGAACAUGCUGCACGAGUUGUAUAACUACUUGUCCAUACAAGCUGGUAAUUUUGAAUGUGGAAACCCUGAGAAUCUAAAAAGCAAAUGCAUUUUGGUUAGUGAAGCGAAGGAUCACGUGGUGAAUGUAACUGGUAGUCCCCCACAAAAGUUUGAUGCUGCCUUGCACUGGAUACUGAACAGCAACAAGGAUUUGGGAAUAUGGUUGAAAGGCAGAGACCUUUCGGAACCGGUUACCACAGUGGAGGAAGUGUUCUGUCUUGAAUCGGCCCAUCCUCAGAUGGGACUCGGCUGCCGUUUCCGUCGGGCAGUGGUCACUACCAUUAUGAACCUUUUCCUGUUUUUCUGGAGCCUGAUAACUCUCUGGGGGAUCCUGAUCUUCCUUCGGUAUCGCUGGCGGAAGAUGGAGGAAGAGGAACAAGCCAUGUAUGAAAUGGUGAAGAAGAUCAUAGCUGUUGUCCAGGACCACUAUAAGGAAUGGGAACGGAAUUUGGAACGUUACCCCUAUGUCGGCAUUUUCCAUGUUCGGGACAGCCUCAUCCCUCCUCAGAGCAGAAAAAAAAUGAAGCGGAUCUGGGAGAAAGCUGUGGACUUUCUGGCUUCAAAUGAGUCGCGGAUUCAGACGGAGUCGCACAGAGUAGCAGGAGAAGAUAUGCUUGUGUGGAGGUGGACUCAGCCUUCUUAUGUCUCGGAUUCAGAGCACUGAAGAGGAGCAGAAGUUGAGCAACUGUUGAUAUGGACCUCUGCAAGGGGACAGUCCUUCCUCUGGUGGUGGGAAAGAGCAGGUCACGGUCCUAUUCUCCUAGGGCUGGGGAUUGCACGUAUCUGUUUGCUCUUCUUUCUGAAAAUCUUCACACACAAAAAUUCAGGGCAAUAAUGUUGGCUUGGAAAGAUGAUGGGCUUGAGCUGGUGGGAAGCUAGAACUGCACCAAAGUUAGCCUUCCAGCAGAUAUCUGGCUUCCAUGGGCAAGCAAACCGGAAACAACUUUUUUAAAAAGACAAAAAAAGCAUAGCAAAUAUCGAGGGACUUAGGAUCUCUCUGUCAAAGGUUAAGUGGGUUUUUUUUAAAAUCUGACCUCAAUCCUGCAAAGGCCAACUGGUGGUGAUGUCCAUCAGGGAACGUGGUUAAAGAAGAUUAACAUUUCCCAUGGAAACAUUAGGGUGGCAGUUAAGAUGCAUUUUGUUACAAUUUGUUUUUAUCAGUACAAAGGCAGCGAUGAAAGCACUUGCUGCUUCCUAACGAGGAAAAUGUUUGUGUCAGCUUCACCCUUUAAAAAUGGGGAAGAGGGGGGAAAAGUCUGGUGAAGGUAGUCCUAGAGGGAGGGCAGUCUGACGUGCCUUGGUGGUUUGGGCUGGCUUGGGUGGGAUGGAAGCGUGGUUGUAACCCUGUUAUACUUUUUAAGUCUGCAGUCUGUGUGCUUUAUGAUUUCUGGGGGGUGGGGGGGAAUUUGCGUGGAAAAUAAAGGAUAUAGGAAGCUUCCAAAAGCUCUUUCUUGUGGCUACAGCCAAAGGGACUGCUUCAGGGGCUAUUAGAGAGCAGCCUUGGGAAGGCUAUUAGGGCUGACUGUACAUGUUUAUCCUGGGCAGCUGCAAUGUGUGUGCCGUGUGUCAGAGCAGAGAUGUACCGUGCGUGGAGUGUCAGCACAGGGAUUGCCAAGUCAAUGUUCCUGCAGCCUCACGAUAGGUAAAAGGAGCAGCGAUCAAUCCUCUGUUCAUGCUGCAGGCAUCAUAUUUUGUAUCUAUAAUCAUUUGGUUACUUAAGUUUCUUUUUAUGUCCAGCAGACAAGUGUUUGUUUCAAAGAAAAUAGCACCAGUGUGUGGCAGUUUAGGCUAGGCAGAGAUACUGCUAAUCUGCUCUUCCCAAUGUGGUUGAACAGCUGUCCAGCUCGCCACUAAGGCAGCAGGGACCAAAGUCAUUCCUGGCAUAAGCUAGUGAAACCCGCAGAGAGAAGCCAGCGUUGAUCUGAACCCGUGUAACCAGUGGAUGUCACUCUCCUUGGUAUCACGGGUACAGUGCGAAUGCUUGCGUUCGCCUCUGACGCCCGAUGCACAGAGAGCUUCCCCUCCAGGCUCCGGGGUGCCUUGGGGCGGCUGCCGAAGCCCGGCUCCCCGCUUUGCAGGCUGGCGAUGCCACGUGCAAAGCGGGGCUUCGUGCCACUCCCAGCUCGCCUCCUGGUAUGACAUCUGCGCGUCUCUGCCCCGCUGCUGCCUUCGGUGGGGUUUUCCACCCUGGCACCCCGCAGGCUGCUGCGGAAGGGCUGCAGAGGCUCCUUACGCUCCUCCUGCUCGUGGUCAUCAGCUGAGUGAAGAGAGCACGUUCCUCCAGGAACAAAACACGGGGAGGUCUUUCCCAUUAAAUGGGAGAUAUCCUGCGUGGAGUUGACUCUUACCCCAUAUUUUCGGUUGCAAAGGUAGGGUUGUACAGACGAGGAAACUCGACAGCUCUCUUCCAGACAACGACCGGCUUCUUCCACUGUUAAUAAAAUAGGGGCUAAAGCCAAGACAGCCUUGUUUCCUUUAAAAUGUUGUAACAAGAUCAUUAGUGCUGCCACAGAAAUUUUUGCAAACACCGGUGCUUACAUUCUUAAGCCUUUUUAAAAUCUUUGUGGGGUUUGGGUUAGCUUUUUUUUUAACCAUCCAAAUCCAGAAGUGAAGAGUCAGACAUUGCAGUCAUCUUUUUGUAUUAAACUUGGUUUUGUAGAAUAAAUUUCACUCGCUUGGUGCUGUUUAUCAUAUGUCCAAUUUAACUCUGUAAAUCAAUAUAUAAAAUAAAUUUAUUACAAAUAA
Phalacrocorax carbo (great cormorant) is the source of this 4588-nucleotide messenger RNA. Lineage: Eukaryota; Metazoa; Chordata; Aves; Suliformes; Phalacrocoracidae. The record is from RefSeq and is a predicted model, not a curated record.